This is a messenger RNA of Pseudomyrmex gracilis, 3294 nucleotides long. It is a transcript of the gene CPT2, whose product is annotated as carnitine O-palmitoyltransferase 2, mitochondrial. Gene Ontology annotation, biological process: fatty acid beta-oxidation. The transcript has 7 exons. The record is from RefSeq and is a predicted model, not a curated record. Bases 354 to 2333 code for a protein of 659 amino acids. Gene Ontology annotation, molecular function: carnitine O-palmitoyltransferase activity. NCBI's taxonomy places the organism in Eukaryota, Metazoa, Arthropoda, Insecta, Hymenoptera, Formicidae. Gene Ontology annotation, cellular component: mitochondrion.
AAAUGAUGUUAGGUUUUUCAAGAAUCUUAGAUGUAAUUGCAGGUCUGUUCUUGCAUUUCCUUACACUUCGCUUGCACUUAUCAAUCUGAAGAUCCAACUUGGGACGAUUCUUAAACUAAGCUCCGAACUAUGAAUACCGGCCAUAUGAUUCUUCAGUUUUCGAAAGUACAAAGUUCACUUUAGACGUCAAUGAUGUUGACUGUAUAAACUAUAUGGCUCGACCAACAAACACUAAUCGUCAGCUGCAGCGAUAAGUCAAGCUGUCUGACGUUGCGUGCCGCGUUGUUCUCUAUUUAGAUUUUGUGCAAUUAUCCACCACACAUUUGCGCCUUUGAAAAGAAAUAACUUCAAUUAUGUUCGUUCUAAUUAAAAGUGGACUUCCAAAACUUACGAUACGUAGCCACGGGAGAGUGACGAUUACUCGGCAAUUAGCUAGAAGCACGAUAGCUUCCCGUGAUAAUCUUGAAUAUCAAUACAUGCAGAUGAGUAAAAUUCCAACCAUGCAUUUUCAAGCGUCUUUGCCUCGCCUACCAAUACCAAAACUGGAAGAUACGUGCAGACGAUACCUGAACGCGCAGAAACCAUUAUUGACCGACGAAGAAUUUCGAAACACGUCGUCGAACGUCUCAAAAUUUCUCAUCGGCGAGGGUCAGAGUUUGCAGAAGCAACUUAUUCAACUCAAUGCCAAAAAUUCACACACCAGUUACAUCAGCGAACCGUGGUUCGACAUGUAUUUGUGCGAUCGAAAGCCGUUACCUAUCAAUUACAAUCCUUUUCUGAUUUACACGCCGGAAUCUGACGCGAAAUACGACUCACAACUGGUGAAAGCGACGAAUCUUGUCGUUUCGUCGUUGAGAUUUCUCAAGUCUCUCAACGACAACGUUCUGGAACCGGAAGUAUUUCACAUGAGACCCGACAAAUCAGACACCGAACUGUUUCGUAACGUCACCAGACUGAUUCCGUCCCGUUUUAGCUGGUACGGUGCUUAUUUGUUCAAGGCCUUUCCGUUGGAUAUGUCUCAAUACAAAAAUCUGUUCAACACGACGAGAUUACCGAGAUUGGAAAAGGACGAAAUUUCCUACAACCCCUCGGCGAAACAUUUGAUCGUGUUGAGAAAGGGACACUUUUACGCCUUCGACGUUUUGGACGCCAACAAUUCGAUUCGCAGUCCCAAAGAGAUAGCGGCGUGUCUGAAGGUUGUUUUGGAAGACGAUAGACCGCCAAACAAACAUCCCGUGGGAAUUCUCACGACAAUGGACAGAGAUCAGUGGGCGCGAGCACGCUCGCAUUUAAUCAAAACAGGCAAUCGGGAAGUUCUCAAGAAAAUCGAUUCGGCUGUGUUCGCGAUGAUUCUAGAUGACGAAAUUAUCGGUACCGACAAUAACAACUUAAUUAGAGCAUAUUUACAUAAAGACGGCACCAAUCGAUGGUUCGACAAAUCAUUUUCUCUUAUUGUUUCGAAGGACGGCUAUGGGGGGAUCAAUUUUGAACAUUCCUGGGGUGACGGUGUCGCGGUGCUCCGAUAUUUUCAAGAUGUGAAAGCCGACAUAUCGAAAAAACCUAGGUUUCAUCCCGACGAAGUGAACGAGCUCCCGAGAGAAAAUGUCGAAAGACUGGAAUUUCUCAUAGACGCGAAGAGCCAAAGUAUUAUCGAUCAGCAGAGAUCGACGUAUCAAAAAUGGAUCGAUCGUCUCUGCGUAGAUCAUAUUAUUUACAAGCAAUUCGGCAAAGAGGAAUGUAAGAAGCUCGGGGUAAGUCCGGACGCCGUGAUGCAGCUGGCGUUUCAAUUGGCAUUGUACAAUUUAGAGGGUAAAAUGGUACCAACGUACGAAUCUUGCAGCACAGCUGCAUACAAACACGGAAGAACCGAAACUAUCAGAUCCUGUACGUUGGAAACUAAAGCGAUUUGCGUUGCUAUGACGCAGAAACAACUCGAGCUUUCGAAAUCAGAAUUAAAGAAGAUGAUACACGAUUGCAGCAAAGCGCACAACGUUCUAACAAGAGAAGCUGUGAUGGGUCAGGGCUUCGACAGGCACUUGUUCGCUUUGAAAAAAAUUUCGGAAAAAUCGAAUUCUCAACCGGCCAUUUUUCGCGAUUCGGCUUACGAGGUAUUAAACCGCAACGUGUUGUCCACGUCCACGUUGUCGAGUCCGGUCGUAACAGCUGGUGGAUUUGGACCGGUAAUACCUGACGGUUACGGAAUAGGAUACAUGAUCCAGGACAAAAGUCUGGGUGCCGUUGUGACAAGUUACGAGGGCAAACGUAACGCCAGCAAAUAUAUACAAACAUUAGAACAGGCAUUCAAGAGUAUUCACGACGUGCUACACGCGUAAUAUGAUAAUUACGGCCACGUGUAAUCAGUUAAGUCGUAGUUUUUACGUAUUAUAUUAAUAAUUAUUGAAUCGUGUAUAUUUAUAUAUUUGUUAAAACACACAUUUUUAUCGAGGUUAUUGAACAGUUAUUGUACGAGUACAUUUCUAUUGUACAUUGUAUAUUACAUUUUUUAUUAUUAUUGUAUACACUAUUAAAUGUAUUAAUCGUUAUUGUUAUGUAACAUAUAACAAGGAAGCUGCUGUACGCGUCGGACACACGUGUAUAUAUAUUCUAAAGACUCGCGUCAUUUUCAACAUAAUCCGUUUGUUUAAAAAUUAGUUUUUGUGUCAAGAUCAAAAAGAUGCGCAAGCGUAUUUAGCUUGACCUUGACUUCACAUGUGUCUUUCAAUUUACAAAUGAUUCGCUUUCGUGUACCUGGGACUCAUCAGCGGUGUUGCGCUUCACAUUCUGCUUAAGAUCUGUUUUAAAGAUACAACUAUAUCUAUUUUUGUGAGUAUAACGAAUAACUACAUAUAUAUUGUGGUACUAAAGUCAAUUUUUAAAAGUUUGUUAUAAAGAGUAGAAAAGAUAAAUUGAGAAAAAGUGUAAGGAUGUUGUUAAUUGAUUUGUAACCCUGAGGGGAUUGAUAAGUUUAGGAUAAAUAUAUAUAUAUAUAUAUAUACAAAUAUAUGUCUUCCAAUACUGCCAUUAGGACACAAUCGAAUCGGACUUCGAUAUUCCGAGAGUGUGUGAAUAUGAAAACUAAAAAUGUUAAACUACAGGUGUCACAUACAGCAGCUUUCUCUCUUUCGACAUUGUAUAUUUGUAUCAGAGAUAAGCGUGUCACGUGGGCAAACUUCUGAUUCGCAUUUGGCAAUUGGAAACACAGCAAACAUAACGAAUGAUAGUUUUAUCUCUGACGCGCUUAAGAAGAACUUUUGUACAAUAUUACCGAAUAAAUAUUUUGGAAUACUUUUUAAA